Molecule: messenger RNA, 981 nt
Organism: Thamnophis sirtalis
Lineage: Eukaryota; Metazoa; Chordata; Lepidosauria; Squamata; Natricidae
Gene: HOXB13
Product: homeobox B13
Biological process (GO): regulation of DNA-templated transcription
Molecular function (GO): DNA-binding transcription factor activity, RNA polymerase II-specific; DNA binding
Source: RefSeq, a predicted model, not a curated record
AUGGAGCCCGAGGCAGCCUUCGGAGGAGCCCGGAGGAGCCUGGACGAGGCACCAGGCAAAAACCUGGAUGGGUUGCUGAGCUUGCCUCCUUUCCCGGCCGGCGGCCCCUGCAGGAACGCGGCUCUCGCCGGGGCGGGCGGCGCGUCCAGCCCCUCAGCGCACGGCCCCUCCACUUACGCGCCCCUGGAUGGGCCCCUGCCUCCCUUCGGCUCCGGGGAGCCUUCUUUGGCCAAACAGUGCAUCCCAUGUCCGGCCGUCUCACAGACGCCUUCAGCCAGCAGCACUUCGCCUUUCCCUUACGGCUGUUUAGGCGGCGGCUGCUAUUCGUACCGAGUGGCCCGCAGCUCCCUUAAGCCGUGUCCGGCGCCGCCCCAAGCCGCCUACACCGCCGAGAAGUACUUGGAGGUUUGUGGGCCUACAGCCGGUGCGCCCCCCUCCCAAGAGGAUUAUACCACCCGCCCGGCUGAGUUCGCUUUCUACCCGGGCUACGCUGGACCUUACCAGUCCAUGACCAGCUACUUGGACGUUUCUGUGGUUCAGACCCUCGGAGGACCUCCGGGAGACCCCAGGCACGAAACUCUCCUGCCCGUCGAUCCUUACCACGACUCCUGGGCCUUGGCUGGGGGCUGGAACAACCAAGUGUGUUGCCCCAAGGAGCUCAACCCUCCAGGGCCCUUUUGGAAAACUGCCUUUACAGACGCCGUAAGUCAAUCGCCCCCCGAGGGCUGUACCUUCCGACGCGGCCGCAAGAAGAGAAUCCCGUACAGCAAAGGGCAGCUGAAAGAGCUGGAGAAGGAAUAUUCCAGCAGCAAGUUCAUCACCAAGGACAAGAGGAGGAAGAUUUCCGCCGCCACUAACUUGACCGAGAGACAAAUCACCAUCUGGUUUCAGAACCGGAGGGUGAAGGAGAAGAAAGUGGUGGCCAAGGUCAAAAGCGCCACCGCCAGCGGCAGUAGUGGAGGCGGUGACGACGCCUCUUGA